AAUGCCUACAAAUUCGAACUUUAAUAUUAUAAUAGUGUUCAGUGUUAUAAAUUAUGUCAAACGAUAAUAAAAUAACAAUAUGCAUUAUUUACUAAUAUACAUAUUAUGUAAUACUGUUAUUACUAUAAAAUAGUUAUAACACUUAUAACCAAUAUGGCAAUAUCCAAGUACAAAUGUACAAUCAUUACAAAUUUUUAUUUAUUUAUCUUAUGAUUGUUAUUUAAAUAACGGCGGGAAUUAUUAUCAUAGAUAUAUAGAACUGUGUAUAUAUACAUCUAUGAUUAUUAUAAAUUUUGAGGAUUAAAUAAUAAAUAAUAUAAGGACUAUGGAGGAAAUCCAAUAUUUAUCUAGAGACAAUGUCAUUGUCAGUUUGUUUUGUCACAUAACCAGUAUAUUAUUAUUUUGAAAUUACUCAAUAGUCAAUAGCUACUUAUUAGUUAGUUAGUUACUAGUUUGGUAGUUAAUAGUUAUGGGUCGUGUCGUUCCUUCAUUAUAAUACGGUUUUGUAGCAAAAUUAUAAAAUUAUCGUUAUUAUUAUUAUUAGCGUGUAAUGGUAUUACAAAUUACAAUGAGAGUUAUUUCUAUCACCGUUUUGGUUUUGUGUUUAUCUAGUGAGUAUACCCUAAAAUGUUCUGAAGACGACUUUGUCGAUCCGUUGGAUAUGCUCAACUACGAUAGGUCGUCGAAAUCAAUGAAAAUUCCUACACCAAAAACAAUGGCUAAUGAACCCGUUCAAAAUGAACGUUGUACAGUCUAUCUUUCAAGAUUCAUCAACAUACUGUUAAUAAACACUGGACUAUCUAACACUGAUCAAGUGUCAAACAAUGGCGAAAACAAAGAGCUGAAGUUAUACACAUCAUCUGUGCGACCCUCAGUGUUCACUGUUCACUACCUAAAUUGUAAAUAUACACCUACCGUCAUUCCUUUAUCAGUUUUAGGACAGUGUUUUCUAGUGUUUUCGUUUUGUAAAUUGAAUCUUCGAGAACUUUCCAUGGUAAAUUAAAUGGCUUUGUGUUUUUAUUAAAUCCAAUUUCUGGAUCCCA
This is a messenger RNA of Metopolophium dirhodum (rose-grain aphid), 1043 nucleotides long. RefSeq lists its product as uncharacterized. Lineage: Eukaryota; Metazoa; Arthropoda; Insecta; Hemiptera; Aphididae. The transcript is spliced from 2 exons. The record is from RefSeq and is a predicted model, not a curated record. Bases 551 to 1003 code for a protein of 150 amino acids.